Messenger RNA from Cannabis sativa, 2298 nucleotides. RefSeq names its product heavy metal-associated isoprenylated plant protein 47-like. The transcript is spliced from 3 exons. NCBI's taxonomy places the organism in Eukaryota, Viridiplantae, Streptophyta, Magnoliopsida, Rosales, Cannabaceae. The record is from RefSeq and is a predicted model, not a curated record. The coding region runs from base 226 to 453 and encodes 75 amino acids.
GGUUUAGAAAAAGAAAAACAGAGAAGUGGAUAACCAAACUAGUUGGACAACUAGUUCAUAUUAAAAAAAAGUUACUUUGAUAUAUACUAUGAUAGAACAAUGUUCACACUUGGCAUUAUAUAAAGACAAUUCAGUUUUGUUUGUCUUAUAUUUAGCCGUAUCAAACAAUCAACCAAGAACAUAUAUAGAAUAGUAGAGAAUUUCUUGUUUUGUGGAGCAGAAAAGAUGAAGCAAAAAGUAGUGGUUGAAGUGAGUAUGAAAUGCCAAAAAUGCAGGUCCAAGGCCUUAGAGAUAGCAGCUGUAAAAAAUGGUGUUAUCUCAGUGGCUUUGAAAGGAGAAAGCAAAAAUCAAAUUGAAGUGAUUGGAGAGGGAAUUGAUGCAGUUGGGUUGGCUAAAACUUUGAGGAAAAAGGUUGGAUAUGCAAGCAUAUUGACAGUGGAACAACUCAAAUAAAGGAAUUCAAAAUUAUGAUUUUGUUUACUUAGAAGAAUUAUAUGUAUGUCUAUAAAAAAAACCCAUCAAAGAUUUUGAAUCAAUAAUUCAUGUGUGUGUUAUUUAAUCAUUAAUGAAUGGAUACACAAAAACCUGGAUUGAUUAAUAAUUUGAUUCUCAAAGAACAAGAUCCACAUGGAAGUAGAAUUGAGGCUGGUGGUGGUAAAGCAUCACAACCAUCUUCACUAUUAUCAUCAUUCAUUGUUGUUUGUAAAGAUAUUAUCUUGGUCCCACCUUUCCUCUUCAUCAACAAAGGAUACCCCAUUUUCGAUAACUCUGAAGAAUCAACAGAGAAGUAAUCACCACACCGGCAUUGGUUAAAAAAUUGAAUCGUAUUUCUUUCUUCUUCAUCUUCAUCUUCAAGUUCAACCAUCAUAUCUUCUAAGAUCACUUCUUCUUCUGUAUCAUCAUCAUCCUGCCUUAAAGCUCGUCGUAACUCAUUAUCAUAAACCGAGCGUGACUUUGGAUUGCUGAGUAUUUCCCAAGCCUUCUGUACCUUGAGAAAAUUUUCCUCUGAAGUCAAACAACCAUUGCCAUUGCCAUUGCCUCCUAGAGGAGAAAUCAUCUCAGAUUCGUUUUGCAACUUAUCGGGAUGAGACUUGAGAAUAGCAGAUCGGUAGCAUUUGCGUAUUUCGUCAUAAGUUGCAUCUUCUUUGACAGAUAAAAUGUCAUAGUGAGUCUCCUGAAUGCUGCUCUUGUCAAACAGCAUAAUCGUUGCUUAUUUUUUUUUUUUUUUUGUUCUUUUUGGUUUUUAUCAGAUUUUGCUGAAAAUGCACAUAGCAAUGAACCAUUUAGAAAAAAACACACAAAUUCACAAAAGGUUGCAGAUAUUCAUACUGAUGAAUCAAUAAAAAAAGAAAAAGAAUUACAGCAACAAAUACAACAUCAAACCCAAUCCUCAGUAGAGUUUGUUUUUCUGCUACUAUUCUUACUGCUGUGUUGUGCUAAUUGCUACUGGUUUGGUUGAUCGAAACAGAGUCUUAUCACUUUGUUUGGGGUAUGCAAAUCAAAGGGGCCUAAGGAGCUUUUCUCAUAAUAUAUUCAAUAUAAUUUUCUACUGUUUUGCUACUGUUUUCUUGAGCUUGGAUUACUUGGUUCUCACCACACUAUUAUCCAAAACCACUAGAAUUGAAUUUGGAAGAGUGAUAAGACAUGAAACAUCAGAAUUAAAAUCCUAAACAUCUAAGUUGUGUAUAGACAAGACAACAAGGUUGUUAAGAUUCAGACAAUGACACCCUAUUAUAGCUUUCUUCUUCUUCUUCUUCUUCUUCUUCUUCUAUUUGUGCCUAAAAGUCAAAGAGACAGUUUGUUACAGUAAAACCUUCGCCAUCAAAUCAAACAAGCCUAAAUUCUCAGAAAAAUUCCAUCCCAGGUAAGCCAUUAAUUAGUUGAGAUUUGAGAAUUUAGAAAAAUUAGUUGAUUCUUCUUGGUUCAAGCCCACAGUAGCUCAACAACAACAAUUAUAUAAGUGGUUGGAGUUGGAUUUGAACCAAUAGAGUAAAGACUCUUAAUUUCUAUAUUACAACCCUAAUUUUCACCCAAACUUUUAUUCUUAAAAAAGACUAAAUCAUACUUUUUAAGUUGAGGAACACAAACACAACGAGAAAAAUAAAAUCAAAUUAAGAAGUAGAAAAUUCAAAACCCUAAGUGAAGAACAAAACCUGAAUCUUUAUAUUGAAAGUAUUAAAGAGCAUAGUGAUUAUCCAUGUCGACCAUUACCCUAAGCCACCGUCACAAGCUGCUUCUCUUGUCGGACACUCUCCUCCGCCGCCGGCUCCGGCUCCGUCAGUUUCGAUCUCAGAAUAA